This is a messenger RNA of Odontomachus brunneus, 703 nucleotides long. Its product is annotated as odorant receptor 2a-like. Gene Ontology annotation, molecular function: odorant binding; olfactory receptor activity. Gene Ontology annotation, cellular component: plasma membrane. The transcript is spliced from 3 exons. NCBI's taxonomy places the organism in Eukaryota, Metazoa, Arthropoda, Insecta, Hymenoptera, Formicidae. The coding region runs from base 194 to 535 and encodes 113 amino acids. The record is from RefSeq and is a predicted model, not a curated record. Gene Ontology annotation, biological process: sensory perception of smell; detection of chemical stimulus involved in sensory perception of smell.
ACUUGCUUAUCUAUAGACUAACACAACUGUUUUAUCAUUUUACAUCAAGAUUUUCCGAACUGCUUUCAUUCGCUUACGCAACAUCCUACCUUUUUCUGUUAGGAAAUGUGGUCAUAUGCUUGAGUUUCAGCGCGGCUGAAGUAAGUAUUCAAUAAUUUUGGGUGCUGUAUAUAUUCAUUUGAUAUGUUUGAUCAUGUUGUGUACUGUGUUCAAGUUGAUAAUAGUGGACGUUCAAUUUGAUGAAAUUAUCAGAAUUAUUGCCGCUAGCACGGCUCAAUUGUUACACAUUUAUUAUCUAAGUUGGACGUGUCAACGAUUGCUCGACCAAAGUGACAGACUUCACGGAGCAAUUUACAAUUGCGACUGGUACAGGAUCUCAAUGAGAUCUAAGCGACUGUUAAAAUUCAUGUUAAUGCGUACUAGCAGGCCGUGUCAAAUAAAAGCUGGGAAAAUGUACGUGAUGUCGAUGGAGAAUUUCAGCUCGAUCCUACAAGUAUCUGUAUCUUAUUUCACUAUGCUCACAUCACUACAAUAACUUUGUAUACGAUUUGUCAUAAAAUCAUACAAUAUUUAAGGAGAAAAGAGGUUAACGCGGUUUACCUAUCAUUUCCAAUUUCGCCUAUGCGGUUUUUGGAUAACAACAUGUGCAAUUUAUUCAGAAUAAUUUUACCUUGUUAAUGAAUAAAUUCGUCUUAAAUUUAAA